Messenger RNA from Darwinula stevensoni, 645 nucleotides. The record is from the annotation of a GenBank genome assembly. Lineage: Eukaryota; Metazoa; Arthropoda; Ostracoda; Podocopida; Darwinulidae.
GGGGUGCCGUGGGAUGUGUGGUGGUAUUACAUACUGCUGCUGGCAUUCUACAUGACCCAGUUGGUCAUGUUGCCGUUCGACGUGAAGAGGAAUGACUACCUGGCGCAGACAACCCACCACGUUGUCACCAUCGGUCUCAUGGUGGGAUCCUGGAUCAGCAAUGGCACCAGGAUUGGAUCCGUCGUGCUUAUCGUCCACGAGUGCACUGAUGUCAUGCUUCAGUGCGGGAAACUACUGAAAUAUUUCAAGAAACCUGAUCCGAACGACAUCGUCGGAAAGGUCUUCGUNUUCCAGUGCGGGAAACUACUGAAAUAUUUCAAGAAACCUGAUCCGAACGACAUCGUCGGAAAGGUCUUCGUGAUCUUCUCAGCAACUUGGAUCCUAACCAGAGUCAUCUAUUUCCCAGUAUUCAUCAACAUCCCAGCCACUGAAGCCGUCCUGGAUCCAGACCGACUUGGCGGCUGCUUCAUCUUCAAGGCCCUCGCCGUACUGCUUUGGAUCCUGUUCGUUCUUCAUCUCUACUGGACUACCUUGCUCAUUCGAGUGAUUUACAACGUUACCAUCAAAAAGAAAAAACUGCACGACAACCGGAGUGGAGAUGAAGGAUCCGACGAAGACGACGUCGAUGAAAAGAAAUCAAAAUAG